AUGGACACCCAGGCUGUGGUGAUGGUGCAGCCGCAACUCAGCACGGUGAUCCCUGUGGUCUCGAGGAACCACUGGCAGACGGGGCUGACUGACUGCUGCGCCGACUGCGGUGUCUGCUGGUGUGGGAUGCUCUGCUUCCCCUUCCUCGCCUGCCAAGUGGCUCAGGACAUGGAUGAGUGCUGCCUGUGCGGGACCAGCGUGGCCAUGAGGACCCUCUACCGCACCAGAUACAACAUCCCGGGGUCCAUUUGCUCUGACUUCUGUGCCACUGCAUUCUGCCUCGUGUGCUCUGUUUGCCAAAUGAAGAGAGACAUCAAGCGGAGAAGGCAGCUGGGCAUAUUCUGGUAA
Molecule: messenger RNA, 348 nt
Organism: Mesitornis unicolor (brown roatelo)
Lineage: Eukaryota; Metazoa; Chordata; Aves; Mesitornithiformes; Mesitornithidae
Product: placenta-specific gene 8 protein-like
Exons: 3
Coding region: 1-348 (115 amino acids)
Biological process (GO): positive regulation of transcription by RNA polymerase II
Source: RefSeq, a predicted model, not a curated record